This is a messenger RNA of Drosophila rhopaloa, 2445 nucleotides long. RefSeq lists its product as uncharacterized. The record is from RefSeq and is a predicted model, not a curated record. The transcript is spliced from 3 exons. The coding region runs from base 7 to 2445 and encodes 812 amino acids. Lineage: Eukaryota; Metazoa; Arthropoda; Insecta; Diptera; Drosophilidae.
GCCACGAUGUCAGCGCCACGAUCCCGACACCAUCAUCAGCUCCAUUCAAUCCACCUAGUCCAUCAGAUCGAAAUGGGAUCGAACGUCCUCAGCCGGCGGCAGUGGUGCCUCUGCCUUUUGCUUAUCAUGUCGACACUUUGCAGUGCUGUGUCUGUGACCGCAGGUACCUCUGGCAACAGUCGCCGUCGCGUUGGAGGAUCAGGAGCAGGUGCAUCCUCUCUGGAGGACACUGGCGACAAGGCCGUGCCUGAUCAACUGGCUAUGGCAGCUAAUCGUCGGGGAUCGGACUACUCCAGGCGGGGAUCGGUGAUACACAGCCGGUCGAAGGAGGCGCCCAGCAAAGACUACAGCUACGGCCAGGUGGAACUGAAUCUAGUGCGUCCAGAGCAGGAACCGCAUCCGAAACUCAUCCUGAGCACCACAACCGCAGCAUCCGGAUCCGGCGCCUCCGUCAAUCUGGAGGAUUCCCAAUCGGCAGCUGAAUAUGUAGCCAAUGCCAUCAAGCUGGCCUACAAACAGCCACCGGUGCAGAUACAGCUAAAGAGUCCAAACCAGAUUCAGAAUCAGAACCAAAAUCUUAAUCAAAAUCAGAACCCCAAUCAUAACCUCAACCACAUCCAGUCACAAAAGGAUCUGCAAGCCUCAACCCAGAGAAGUUACCAAGAACAGAGGAGCAGGGACAGGGAGCUGCUGGAACUGCAAUUGCAGAAGCAACUGCAACAGAAGGGUUUAAUCCCUGCCUCUGGACCCUCGUCUCCAUCCUCCUCGGGAUUCUCAGGAUCCUCCUCUUCACCACCGUCGCCCGCUUUGGCACCCGCUCCCGUCUACGAAAAGGAACCCGUGACCCGGAGCUAUGAGCUAUAUGAGCCCGCUACCGAGGGAGAGUCCAAGAUUCAAGGACAAGAGGACAUCGAACGGCAUUAUCGCCCCAAGUACAACAACAAUUUCAACAACUACGCCCCCUAUCAGCCUCCACAAAUGUACAGAAAUCUAGAAGCCGAGGCCGAGGAAAAAGUUAGGGUCUCUGCCUCUACGGAAAUUCCCAAGUCAGAGAUUAUGAAACAGAUUGAAAAGUCGGUAAUCAAGUAUAUGAAGGAACUGGAGGCAGAAGGUAAAAUCAUAAGUACGCCCCAGGAGCCGGCCACGCCUCCUCCACCACCACCGCCGCCGCCCUCGAUCACCAAGGCCUCCUACUACAAAUCGCAGCCUCUCUCAUCUGGAUCUCAUAUUCCAUCUUCGCACUCGGAAGAAAAGCGUUAUAGCAGCAGUACAGUGAGACCCAAAUAUACAGCACCACCACCGACGAAACAACAACAACAGCAUCACCAGCAGCAACAGGUUUACCACCAGCAACAGGUGCACCACCAGCAGCAAAUACAACACCCGCAGCACCACCAAAUAGCUGGGAAACUAAGGAGCUCUUCGGUGGUGGCCAAUUCGAAGCCCAUUCAGCACUUUCAAUCGGAAACGGAAACGGCCUAUCAGGCCCCCGAUUUACCCGUGGACGAACUUAGUCCCAAUGUGGAGUUCAUCUACAAGAUCAAAACACGGGCUCCCCUGCAAACGGCCACUGUGAAAACCGUCUCGAAACCCUAUACCCUUCCACUGAAGAGUGCCGAACAUUUUGAUCAUGGUGCGGCUCUGAAAAACAUUGAAGAAUUCGACCUUUCUCACGUAGUGCCCACUCCAGAUCGCGUGGAAAGGGAAAGGGAACGUGAGAGGGAGAGGGAGAAUAGGGAAAGGGAACGUGGUUCUCGCGAGGAUCAGGAAAGGCUUACAAGCUCCGGUAAGCCGCACAAGUUGUACUUCAAUUCCGAAAUCUAUCACGACAUCAAUGCUUUGCCCUACAAAAGCAAGGAGGCAGCUCUACAGGAAUAUCGCCAUAAGCUCAAGGCAAGCGCCUCCGGGGAACUGCAUCCGGAUUAUAAGGGAUACUCCGGGUACUUUGCCGAACCAGAAGCUGAAGUGGAGAACGACUCCAAGCUAAUCCUAGGCGAAGAUGACUACCCCUAUCAAUAUGUGCUGAAGAAGGAACCCCUUCUGGAUGACCAUGAUCCGUGGCUGGAACAACAGCCUCUACGUCUCGCCCACGCCCACGCCCAUGGCCACGCCCACGCCCACGCGCACAGCCAUGGCCACGCCCACGCGCACAGUGGCAAGCAUCCGAGUCUAGAGUACGACAGCUAUAGUCCGAAAUUCAAUAAUAAUCCCGAGGGGUAUGGCUAUCAGCAUACCUACAAGGUCAGAGGUCAGGCAGGAGGCAGCGGUGGCGGUGGGGGUGGUUCAGGGGGCGUGGCUGUCCUAGGGGGCGCAACGGGGGGUGGAAAGCGUGGAAAGCGGGGAGGCGGUGCUCAUCCCAGACAAGAGGCGAUUAAGAAACAACUGCGAGCAACGGAGGUUAAGGACUUGGAAGCAAGUUUGGCAUUGAGGCCACCGCCCAAAUAG